This is a messenger RNA of Owenia fusiformis, 2841 nucleotides long. The record is from the annotation of a GenBank genome assembly. Lineage: Eukaryota; Metazoa; Annelida; Polychaeta; Sabellida; Oweniidae.
CUGAACGAAAACGCCUCUGUACGACUAGACCUGCCUUGGAAAAAUCAACAUGGAGAGCGACGACGAAGAAUCGUUUGCAGCAUUUGGCCGGCCUUUGGAGCAGUAUGAAGAAGGUGCUGUCCCUAGAAAGCCUCAGAAGGUGCAAGAUCAGACUGUACGGGAUGAUAAAGGAAGACAGAGGUUCCAUGGGGCCUUUACUGGUGGCUUUUCGGCUGGCUACUUUAAUAGUGUGGGAUCAAAAGAAGGAUGGGUUCCAACUACUUUUGUGUCAUCGCGGGAAAAGAAAGCAGAAAAGCAGGUGAUCAAACCAGAGGAUUUCAUGGACCAAGAGGAUCUGAGUUCAUAUGGGAUUGCUCCGCGUGAAGUGACCACCACUGAGAAGUUUGCUAGUAAGGAGGGCAGGAGUGAAAGAAAGAAGACAGCUCCAAAGGGUCAUCUUGGUCUAUUACCUGGUGUAGAAGAACUUAUUGUAGCCUCUAAAAGUUCUAUGGGUAUGAGACUCCUCCAGCACAUGGGCUGGAAAGAUGGACAGGGUAUUGGAGCACGCGUUAAAAGAAAGCCAAAGACCCAGAAACCCAGUGAAGCAGAGGGAGGAGGGAAAGUAUAUGGAUGUGCUAUGCCACCUGAUUUAGGCUCUGAUGAGGAAUCGGAGGAUGAUGACUACACAAGGGUAUUUACAUUUGCUCCCAAAGAUACCACCCCCAUUAGCUUCACCCCUAAGGAUGAUCUACAUGGUAUAGGGUACAAAGGAAUUAACCCUCACAAUGCUAUGGGACACGUUAACCUCUUUGAGGCCCCUGUUGUCACAAAGACUGGACAUAAAGGGAUCCGUGGACAGGCUUUUGGAACUGGUGCCUUGAAUGAGGAUGAUGAUGAUAUUUAUGCGAUGGAUCACAUGUCAAAUUACAAUACUGUGAUUGGUGGAGACGAAGAAGAUAAAUUGCACGGCUGGACAGCACCAGGAAGAAAAAGUCGCUUUGAACCUCAAGUGACAACAACAAUCACAAAAACUCUAGAAGGAUUCUCUAUUUCUAAUAAACCUGUUCCACCAAAGCCAGUAUUUUCUCCACCAUCAGUCCCCAAAUCUUUCAAGCCAUUCCAUGUUUUUGAUAAAACCCAAAAGGAAGCAGUUCAGAAGAUUGACAAAAAUACAAGAAGAGACAUGAGUGCAGUAAAGAGAGGGGAACUGAUAGGGGAACAACCGCAUAUAGCUUCUGUAUUUGAACUAAUAUCCAAGGCAGAUAAGGAUAAGUUAUCAAUAUCUACAAAGCCUUCAAAUGAAUUUUCCAAAAUGGCCGAAACUGGUCUUAAAUCUAGAUUUGCAUCAUCCAAUGAUAACUCCCCGACACAAGAAUCAAAGGAGUCCUCAUCACAACAGCCAAUAUACAGAGGAGGAAGAUUUAAACCAUUUGAGAAAGAUGCAGCCAAACAGAAAAGAUAUGAUGAAUAUUUGUCUCUCUCAUCACAUAGCCAAAUUGAUGCAUACAACCAAGUGGCUCCAUCUAAUAUGACAGAAUGGGAGAGAGAAAGAGAGAAGGAGGAAUUCAAGAGAGCCUCUCAAUUGUACAGGCCCAUGUCUAGUGUUAUGGCUACACGCUUCACAAAGGCAAAGUUUUCUGAUGCAGAGGAAAGGGAUGUUGAAGUACCAAAGGAAGAUGGAGGUGAUGUAAAUGACCAGAAGACCGCAGCUAAGAUGAAGAUGUUUGGUAAGACGACUAGAGAUGUAUUUGAGUGGCAUCCUGCAAAAACUGUGUGUAAGCGAUUCAAUGUACCUGACCCUUACCCUGCGUCAUCUCUGGUUGGCCUACCUACAGUUAAAAAGGAUAAAUACUCACUAUUCAACUUCUUAAGUCUGCCAGGUGACAGGUCCCCAAAACAUCCUGAACCCUCAAGCCCACCCAGAGCUAUAGAAUACAAAGGUGAAUCAGUUGCGUCAGAUACUCCUGCUGAAACUUCUGCUAAACCUACGAGUGAAACAUCAGACAUUGUCACACAAUGGAUUGACAAGAAGAAGGAGGGAGAAGUUCCAAAUAAGGAUGAAGUGGACAAGCCUCCGAUUGAUCUCUUUAAGGCAAUAUUUGAAGAUGAUGAUAGCGACACAAGUGAUGAUGACUCCAAUGAUGAUGAUGACAAUAUAAACAAUAUCACAACCAAACAUGAUGCUACUGUAGAUAUCAAAGAAGAACCAGGAAUUGUUGAUGAAGUUGAUCCAGAUCAUGUCCAACAGAAUUCAAAGUCAAAGCAAUUGGUUAACACCAAGGGUAUUCUUAGCAUAUUUGGUGACUUUGAAGCAAAGGAAAGGGGGACAUUCAGAGAACAAUCUCUUCAGCAAAGGUUAACUGGUGAAGCAAAUGAGUUAGACAGGUCAUCAAGGUCAAGGUCAGUUGAAAGGUCAGAUGUCAAGUGCAUUGCUGGACCUGCACUUCCUCCAGGCUUUAACCAAGGUUUCUUUGAUAAAGAAUCAGCCACUCAUUCUGGGAGAGAUGGGAGUAGUCAUAGGAAACACAAGAAGGACAGGCAUAGAGAUAAGAAAAAGCAUAAGAAAGAUAAAAAGAAAUCUAAGAAAAAGAAGAGUAAGAAGAAACACAAAUCAAGAAAAUCACAUCAUAAAUCGGAAAGCGAUUCUGAUAGCGAAUAUGAAGACACGACUAGUGAUGAUGACGUCAAAGAGGUAGACCUUGAUGAUAGAAUCAUGAAGACAUUGAAGUCUCUGCCAAGCAACAAACGUCUGAGAGCUGCAGAUUUUAUGUAAUCUACCACAUUCAGCUUGUACCAUUAAUAUAUAUUGGUGAAAAAGGACUUGCAUCAUUGUAAAGAGACUUGCAUCAUUGCAGAGACUUG